CGAAGGGAUCGGGGACAUGGGAGGAGCUUCGCUGCUGCGUCUAGCGGCCGCCAUGGUCCUCACCGGCUUGGUUUCUCCGCCUGUUGCAGUGGCGGCACGCGCGACGCCGCCACUGCCGGUGCUGCCGAUCCCGACGGCGGCGCAGCUCGCGUGGCAGCGGCGGGAGGUGAUCAUGUUCUUCCACUUCGGGAUGAACACGUUCACGAACUCCGAGCUGGGCACAGGGGAGGAGGACCCGGCCCUGUUCGGCCCCGCCGCGCUCAACGCCAGCCAGUGGAUGGACGCGGCGGCCGCGGCAGGCGCGUCGCUCGCCAUCCUGGUAGCCAAGCACCACGACGGCUUCUGCCUCUGGCCGUCCGCCUACACGGCCCACUCCGUGCGCGCCAGCGGCUGGCGCAGCGGCGCCGGCGACGUGGUGCGCGAGUUCGCCGCCGCGGCGCGCGCACGGGGCGUCGACGCCGGCCUCUACCUCUCGCCGUGGGACCUCCAUGAUCAGCGAUACGGCCGCGAGGUCGCCUACAAUGAGUACUACUUGGCGCAGCUCCACGAGCUCCUCACCGGGUACGGGAGCUUGUCGGAGAUCUGGUUCGACGGCCACAAGGACAAGAACGCGACGAACAUGACGUACCACUUUCAUGAGUGGUUUCAGAUCGUGAGGCAGUUGCAGAGCUCUAGCAUCAUCUUCUCCGACUCCGGCCCCGACGUCCGGUGGGUCGGCAACGAGGACGGGUUCGUCGGAACCACGUGCUGGUCGACCGUCAACCGCUCCAUGAUAACGAUCGGGGCGACCGGCAUCGAGAACUAUCUGAACAACGGCGACCCGUGGGGGACGGAGUGGGUGCCGCCGGAGUGCGACGUGACGAUCCGUCCUGGCUGGUUCUGGCACAAGAACGAGACGGCCAAGACGCUGAGCCAGCUGCUCGAUAUAUACUACACCUCGGUGGGCCGGAACUGCGUGCUGCUGUUGAACGCGCCGCCCAACACCACGGGCCUGGUGGAGGACGCCGACAUCGCCAGGCUCCGCGAGUUCCGUGCCGCCGUGACGCGCAUCUUCGGCACGGACCUCGCCGAUGGCAGCACGGCGAGGGCCAGCAGCGAGCGCGGCAGCGGAUUCGCGGCGGGCAAUGUGCUGGACGGCCGGGACGACACGUACUGGGCGCCGACGGCGGAGGACGAGUACUGGGUCGAGCUGCGGCGGCCGGCGAGAGCGCGAGCGCGCGCGUUCAACGUGGUGAGGAUACAGGAGCACGUGGCGCUGGGGCAGCGGGUGGAGCGGCACGAGGUGUACGUGGACGGCGUGGCCGUGGCCCGCGGCACGACGGUGGGGAGCAAGCGGCUGCACCGGCUGGUCGGACCCGUCGUUGGCCGGACGGUCAAGAUAUGGUUCGCCGCGCGCCGUGGGCCUCCGCUAGUGUCGGCGGUGGGCCUGCAUCUCGACCCUUUCGAAGCCAAUCGUGCGCGCUGAUCGAGUGGCUGGAGCUGACUCGCUGCGCUGGCCGCUGGAGUUGAAUCACAACCACCAUGCAGAGCGAUGUGCUACUGCUACGUACUAGUGUACUACUAGCAUCGUCCCCAGCGCCGAUUACAGGUGACCGGAGACCAAAGUUAAUUUGCACUCUUGAAAAUGCCUUUUCAAUGGUCCGACGUUAGUCAUCGCUGGACACCGCAGACGAGGUGAUGGACCAGGCAUGAUAUUUGUCUUUUAUUACUUUGUACCAACAAAAAUGAAAGCCAAACUCAUCUGAGCUAGAAAUUUGUUUCAGUUUAUGGAA
This is a messenger RNA of Triticum dicoccoides, 1772 nucleotides long. RefSeq names its product alpha-L-fucosidase 1-like. Gene Ontology annotation, cellular component: lysosome. The record is from RefSeq and is a predicted model, not a curated record. The transcript has 3 exons. Gene Ontology annotation, biological process: glycoside catabolic process; fucose metabolic process. Lineage: Eukaryota; Viridiplantae; Streptophyta; Magnoliopsida; Poales; Poaceae. Gene Ontology annotation, molecular function: alpha-L-fucosidase activity. Bases 17 to 1465 code for a protein of 482 amino acids.